Molecule: messenger RNA, 966 nt
Organism: Anisakis simplex (herring worm)
Lineage: Eukaryota; Metazoa; Nematoda; Chromadorea; Rhabditida; Anisakidae
Source: the annotation of a GenBank genome assembly
AUUCGAAUAGCUCAGAAUCUUCCGUCUGAGCAGUUUCCGCAACAUGAUUCCACAUAUCUCUCAACACACGGGUAUGCCAAUGUGAGAAGUCUGGAUUUCACAAGAUUACUUGGUUCGGGUGUUUUGCAUACCAAAUUUUGGAUUGUUGAUUCUCGGCACGUCUACGUUGGUUCGGCGAAUAUGGACUGGAAAUCACUUACGGAAGUGAAAGAACUGGGUUAUCUGCUAUGGAAUUGUAGUUGUUUGGCACGUGAACUGUCGAAAAUAUUCACCGCGUAUUGGAGGUUAGGCGCUGCGGGUGCACGAAUCCCAUCGAAGUGGCCGUUGAGUUUAAAAACAACGUUCAAUUUCACUCAUCCCCUUCGAAUGACCAUCAACGAUCGCCGUGCAUAUGCAUUUGUUUCGAGCAGUCCAAGGCAGUUCAAUGCAAAAGGUCGUGAGGAAGAUGGAGACGCAAUUGUGAGAAUAAUGGAAGAUGCGGAACAAUUUAUACACAUCGCUGUGAUGGAUUAUCUACCGUCAACUUUAUAUAUGGGAUUUGAUAAAAAUUGGUAUUGGUCGAAGAUAGACGAUGCGAUUCGAGGUGCAGCAUAUCGAGGCGUUUCGGUGAAAAUGUUGCUCAGUCACUGGAAUCAUUCGAAACCUGAAAUGAAGCCAUUCCUUAAAUCACUGUUAGCUAUCAAUGAGGCGUUACCACGAAGACAUAAUUCGACUGGCAGUAUUGAAGUGAGAUUGUUCACAGUGCCAUCGAACGAUGAGCAGAGGAAAAUUCCGUUUGCACGAGUGAAUCACAAUAAGUACAUGGUCACUGAUCGUAUCGCUUAUGUUGGUAAGAUCCCUCGUAUUUAUUUAACAUAUAUCCUUCUGUUUGCUUUGCGAAAUUUUACUUUUAUUUGCUCCUAUCAAAGCAGUACCAAGCACAUAAGUUCUAAAGUUCAUUUCUCUAUAAGAGAGGUAAUCUUUUGA